Messenger RNA from Sphenostylis stenocarpa, 309 nucleotides. The record is from the annotation of a GenBank genome assembly. Lineage: Eukaryota; Viridiplantae; Streptophyta; Magnoliopsida; Fabales; Fabaceae.
AUGAACUUUGUACCCAAUAAUGUCUCCGGUUUCGAUUUCCACUCGAGAUCCCCGUCAACUCCUCAUUCACAGGGAGAGGCAUUCGGCCAUCCCCUUUUCGAGUCAAUAGUGGUGCGACAAAGCGAGACUCGGGAUGAUUCACGGUGCGCAACUGGGCGUGAAUCUGGCUUGCGGUGGCUCACGGUGGUGCUAACGGGUAUGGGUCGCGAUGGGGUUGCACCGCGCUGUGCUAGGGUUAAGGGUGGAGACCGUGAGAGUGGAGUUUGCAAUGGAGAGGAAGGAAGGGUGGAAAAGGCGAAGGCGCGGUAG